Molecule: messenger RNA, 777 nt
Organism: Perca flavescens (yellow perch)
Lineage: Eukaryota; Metazoa; Chordata; Actinopteri; Perciformes; Percidae
Gene: fam110c
Product: family with sequence similarity 110 member C
Exons: 2
Coding region: 1-777 (258 amino acids)
Source: RefSeq, a predicted model, not a curated record
AUGGAGGCAACCAGUGAUACCACAAAGAUCCUGGAGAAGGGUCCUAAAUACCUUCGAAAGCAAAUGGAACUGGAGAGUGAGACAAAAGGACGCAUGAGUGCUGUGGAGAGGCUCGCUGCAAGCAAACCGAAAUAUGUCAAAAGCCAACAUGUGGUCAACUCAACUCAGGAGCCAGUGAUCAGUCUUGGAUCAGCCUCGGCAACUGAUAAGGAGUGUGCAGCUGAGUGCAACAAGGAAAAAAUCACCACACCUGAGGGAACAGCAAAGGAAUGCAGCUCACAAUCAGAGAGGAGGAGGAAUGGAGUAGCAGGGCAACACAGCACAGAAUACAGUGAUCCUGGAUCUAAGGUGACAGCGGGUGUUGUGAAGAAAUCUGCUGGGCUCCUAACGGUUCCUGAGUUUGAAAGCAGGUCUGGCAAAGGAGUAAGUCGUUCUCACUCCGACAUCAGCUCCAGGUACUCCAAGAACUUUGCAGACUUUGAUGCUUUUUUCAAGUACUGUGGGCUGGGCGGUGAGGUUAUUGAAUCUUUUGGGAAGGACAACUUCUCGGCGCACUCAGAUGAAAUUGCAAUAAACAUCCGGAGUGUCAGCAUCUCUACAUCAGACGACGGCUUCUCCAGGAACAGUGGUGACAGCGACGGACUAAUGGAAGACAAACUACAUGAAAAGAUACGUCAAGAGACGUCAGUUAUUGAGCGCAAUGCAAGGAUUAUCAAAUGGCUAUACAGCUGCAGAAAUGCUAUAGAGACCGGAAAAAAGUUACGAGACCUUGAUUGA